Messenger RNA from Venturia canescens, 3017 nucleotides. It is a transcript of the gene RIC-3, whose product is annotated as neurofilament medium polypeptide-like. Gene Ontology annotation, cellular component: intracellular membrane-bounded organelle; neuron projection; neuronal cell body. Gene Ontology annotation, biological process: synaptic transmission, cholinergic; protein localization to cell surface. The transcript is spliced from 8 exons. The record is from RefSeq and is a predicted model, not a curated record. The coding region runs from base 377 to 2503 and encodes 708 amino acids. NCBI's taxonomy places the organism in Eukaryota, Metazoa, Arthropoda, Insecta, Hymenoptera, Ichneumonidae.
UAAUUCUCAGUGACGGCCUUGGUCUAUUGACAGAAAUAGCAGACGACAAGUGCGCUCCUCGUCUUUUGCUGGGGCUGCUACUUGACGGGAAUACAAAACGUUCUUCUUUCCUCGUAUCAACCUUCUCUUUCUCUCCCUCUAUUUUUUCUUCAUAUACGCGUACAAAUUGUUGAAUUUCGGGCUCGAGGCGCUUGCGUCAAAGUGUAUUUGUGUGUGCCGUGGACGAUUGUCCGGUGAUCGGGUGGGGUGGCCCUGGAUGUGAUUCUUCAUAGUAAACACGCGCGAUUAAAACACAACGCUCAUAAAAACAAAAAAACCGCGUUUGAAUCUUAACACAAUAACCAAUUGAACAAACAUUCGAAUAAUCGCGAGAGCCAUGAAUCGAAGCGCAAUGCGAAGUAACAACGAGACGAUUACGAACGAAGAUACACGACGAAAAAUGGCGGAUCACACCGAAUUCGGUCCACGAAAGACAAUUAUCGUUUUGGCCAUUGUUGCCGGAUGUUUCGCUAUUUUGUGGCCCAAAAUUUUUUAUCCCAUGCUCAGUUCUCCUGUCAAUACAAUACACACCCCGAUUGACGGACCCGCUUGCUGCGAUUUGAUAUUCGAAAGCGACGUCAAUGCAGUGGACAUAAUGCAGGAAAUGUGUAAAAACAUAUUGAGGCAUCAUCAAGUCGAUCCCAGAGUACGAGAUGCCUUAAAAUCGAACAAAUUAACGCCUCAAAGUGCGAGUUUCUGCAGGGACGAAGUUUUGGCCCGAUGUGGUAUAGAUCUCUCCUCUUUUCUCGCCGAGAAAGAGCGACUGGGAAAAACGUAUAAACAAGUUUUGGAAGAAAUAAGAACUUUCAAUAGCUCUCUGUGCCUUAAAAAUCAGUUCGGCGUACCGCUCUCGCAAUUGGGAACUCCACAUCUCAUAAGAUAUCAUAUUUUAAUGCCACACAGUCCGAUGAGACAGGAGCGAAGAGUGCCACCCCACGCCGGCGGACUUCAUCCGGCGUUGCAACAACGCGGCAGAGCCAUUCCCUCUUCGCACAUUGUUCCAAAAGUCGAUGGCCGACCGGAUCACGUUGUUAUUGAAAAAAUGAGACCGCCUCUCGGCGCCGCCGGUCGUGUUGUCCCAACGCCGAGCGGCAGCAACAGUAUGGGCAUCAUUAUGCCACUCUACACUCUCGGAAUAUUUCUCUUUUUCCUCUAUACCAUUGCUAAGGUAAUGCGAAAAAAUUCGGACAACGAGAUAUACGCGGAAUAUCAAAACCCCACGGCAGAAAGAGAGUUCCGAAACAAAGUUUUCAAUCCAGAAGUCCUGACGAGUGCAAUGACCGGAGGAGGAGCGUCUUGCUACAGAAAAGAGCGUUCGCCAUCGCCGAUGCGGCCAGUUCCGACGAUCGAGGAGUUGAAGGAGCAAGCCGCUGGAGACAUAGAGAUAGAUCAGCUGAGGCAACGUUUGGUCGACACGGAAGCAGCGAUGGAGAGAAUAGUCGUACAGAUGGGCAGCUUGUCACGUACGGUCGUAAAUAGCCAAAGCCCUCAUCAAGAUACACAGUUGCAGGACGAAUGCGUAUUGCGAUCAUGCUGUAGACGAGGUCAAAAUGAAGGCGAGGAACUUGACGAAUCUUCGCCAACUGUUAAAGUCAUGGGAAUGGAAAUGACCGCUUGUUGCGAAGGUGGCCAGAGAAUCAGCCGCCCAACAACUCCCAUCAUCACUCAUACUCAGCCGGAACGAGAAAUGACUCCACCGAAGCCGAUUUACCUCGAGGGUGCAUUGCCACCUCAGUGUGAAUUGUUGGUAACGGAUUCGGAGACACAAGCCGAAAAUUCGGAGGACGAUACGGAAGCGCCGGUUGUAUUGUCAGGCAAAAUGACCCUGUCACUCAUCAGCCACGAUCAAAAUCAAGCUGAAACCGAGGACUCGAGUCUCGAAGAAAAAGUAAAUCCGUCGAGAGCUGUCAAUAUACGAGAGAAACGAGAGUUGGGAAAUAUCGAUAAAGCGGGAAAUCCCGAAUUGAAGAAAGCGAAAGAAGGCUCCAAAGUUGAAGAAGGUUCCGAAGAAGAAGAAGAAGAAGAAGAAGAGGAGGAAGAGGAAGAGGAAGAGAGCGAAGUAGAAGAGGGCGACGAUGAGGAAGAAGACGACGAGAAUUACGAGGAAGACGACGAAGCGGAAGAAAACGAGUCGAGUGAGGAGGACGAGGAGGAAGAAAAUAAAGUUUCCAGAGCGGGAAUCGUUUCUGGGCAAAGCAGCAAUAAUCAAAUAGGAAAAACCGCGAACACGCUGAUUAUGAAAAAUAGUACAGACGACGAGGACGAAGACGAGGAAGAUGAAGAAGAGGAAGAGGAGGAAGAGGGCAAGAAAGAAGGGAGUGAAAUAGCUGAUUCGGAACACAACGAAAACGAAGAUUCGAAGGAAGAAGAUGACGAUGAAGAAGAGGAGGAGGAGGAGGAGGAGGAAGAAGAGAGCGAAGCAAUUAGUAGCGAAGAGGAAGAAGUUCCGAAGCGAAGGAGUUAAAUAAUAAUGAAUCGUUUAUCUCGAAGUGGGCUAAUUCAUAAAUCAUGAUAAUUAAGCUUUAAGAAAAGCAAAAAAGGAUAAAGUUCAUAGAGUCCUUCGAGAUAUUUCACAUAGCGCUAUUUUUUACAACAGCCCAAUCGUAUUAAUGAUGGAAAAUGGAAGAAAAAUAUGGGAGAAAACCCUCCAGUUGAAGCCUGAAGAUAAUAAUAUAUAGAACGUCAAGACGCCGUCGUUAUAUAAAGAUUAUAAAAACAAAAGAAGAUUAAAAUGUAUAUUCAUAUCGUAAUUCCAUUCAGAGAUAUUACACUGUUCAGUCGUUCUCAUCUAUUUUAUUUAUUCCAUGCUAUUAUCUCAAUCUUAUUGCUCUAUCAUUUGUUAUUAUGUAUUUACAGUAAUGUACAAACACAGAUACACACGAACUAAAACAGUCGGCAUCGUUGUUAUCUAGCCGUUCGAAACCCGAUGAGUUUAUACAUUGUGAAAUAAAAACGCGAAUGUUGCAGAGAUUUAAAAA